This is a messenger RNA of Boeremia exigua, 1416 nucleotides long. RefSeq names its product DHBP synthase RibB-like alpha/beta domain-containing protein. Gene Ontology annotation, biological process: aerobic respiration; riboflavin biosynthetic process. Lineage: Eukaryota; Fungi; Ascomycota; Dothideomycetes; Pleosporales; Didymellaceae. The transcript is spliced from 2 exons. Gene Ontology annotation, molecular function: 3,4-dihydroxy-2-butanone-4-phosphate synthase activity. The coding region runs from base 407 to 1165 and encodes 252 amino acids. Gene Ontology annotation, cellular component: mitochondrial intermembrane space; cytosol. The record is from RefSeq and is a predicted model, not a curated record.
CGCUCGCAACUCGGAGCCUCGGUCGCAUCAUGCAGGGCCGAGGCCCACUCCAUGCCAUCACUGGACUUUUGCUUGGAGGGGCGGUUCCGCACGGUGACUCGACCUCCGACAUCUAGGACGUUCACAUGCACCAUCGGGGAUUCGGUGAUCUUGAUAAGCGCAGAAACCCCACAGCAGAGUGUCUGGAGUCAAUUGCCCGCAGUCCACGACUCGCCCACGAAAAGGACAUUGCCCACUGCGGAUAGCGCCGGCAUCGCAUUACCAAACUGUCGAUAUUCUUUCUAAGCAUUGCCAAUCCACCACCGACAUUGCAACGAACGGAUAGCACAAUUCCGAGCUUUUGAGACUACAAUAAUAAAAAAGAGGAGGGCAACUACAGGCUUGAACACAUUGCACCCACACCGCCAUGCCCGCCGAACUCAAUGGACUCCCCGCCAAUGGCACUGCCAACGGCAUCAACGGCCACGCAGAUGAGCUGUCGAACUCCACACCAGCAAACGCCGCAUUCGACUCAAUACCAGACGUCGUCGCCGCAUUUGCCAACGGCGAGUUCGUAGUUGUCCUCGACUCGCCCGACCGCGAAAACGAAGGCGACCUGAUCAUCGCUGCCGAGUCGCUCACACCCGAAAAAGCCGCCUUCAUGAUCCGCUACAGCUCUGGCUACAUCUGCGCGCCACUGACCGUCUCGCGCGCCGCCGCUCUGCACCUCCCGCAGAUGGUCGCUGACAAUGCCGAUCCGAACCGUACCGCGUACGCCAUUUCUAUCGACGCCGACCACGAGAGCGUCAGCACGGGCAUAUCGGCGCAGGACCGCAGUCUCACGUGCCGCAUGCUCGCCGAUCCCAAUGCAAAGGCCAGCGAGUUCAGGCGACCGGGACACAUUCUGCCUCUCCAGGCGAGAGAAGGGGGUGUGAGGGUGCGCAGGGGGCAUACAGAGGCAGCAGUGGACCUGUGCCGGCUGGCAGGCAAACAGCCGGUGGGUGUGAUCUGCGAGAUGAUCAACGACGGCGAGAGCGUAGAUGGGCGGCCGGAACUGGUCGGCAGCGGCAUGAUGCGGACAGACGACUGCUUGAAGUUUGGCAAGAAGUGGGGGAUCAAGGUGUGCACGAUCGAAGACAUGGUUACGUGGAUCGAGGAGAACGAGGGCAAGUUGCCGGUGCAGUAGGUGUGGUGAAGCAGAGACACUGUGUAACGUUAUUGGCAGAAUGAUAUGGCUGUACGAAAUGUCUGUUACGCAUGUAUGGAAGUAUCUGGGAACUCGACUCAGUUUUGGAAUAUCGCAUUCAGUAGAUGUUUAGCACCGCGCAAGCACUCCAACCAGGUCAGAAAAAAGCUGUACAAUACAUCACCACCAGUUCAAAUAUAGGAGAGGCUCAUACUUGGGGGUAGAAACGGUGCAAUUGAAUGCCUCCCUCC